Messenger RNA from Microsporum canis CBS 113480, 2538 nucleotides. RefSeq names its product pH-response regulator protein palA/RIM20. Bases 52 to 2538 code for a protein of 828 amino acids. NCBI's taxonomy places the organism in Eukaryota, Fungi, Ascomycota, Eurotiomycetes, Onygenales, Arthrodermataceae. Gene Ontology annotation, molecular function: protein binding. The transcript has 6 exons. Gene Ontology annotation, cellular component: endosome. The record is from RefSeq and is a predicted model, not a curated record.
AUUCUUCAAUUACCGUUUAGGCGGUCUCACGAUAUCUCUCUCUCCAAUGCUAUGAAACAAUACAUCUCUACCAAAUAUGAUCAACACCCGGACAUGUUCGCAGAGGACUUCAUAAUUAUAGACCGGAUGCGCGCAGACGCUGUCAGCCUGCAAGAGCCACACGAGAGCGGGAUAGCUAGGCUGGUAAUCUAUGCAGCACAGCUGAAAUGGAUCGGCGGGAAGUUUCCGAUCGAUGUUGGUGUGGAUUUCCCGUGGUAUCCUGCCUUUGGAUUCAACACUGGACAAGCAGUAUCCCAGAAUAAUCUUCGAUUUGAACUCGCCAAUAUACUGUUUAAUCUUGCUGCGCUCUACUCGCAACUUGCCGUUUCUUUGAGCCCAGCAAACUCGGAUACUUUAAAGGUUGCCUGCAAAUAUUUCUGUCAGGCUGCUGGUGUUAUUGAACAUUUAAGGACUGAUAUCCUACCAGAUCUACGGACCUCACCACCAGAAGAUAUGGAUGAGAUGACGUUGCGAAGUUUAGAGGAACUAUUGCUAGCUCAGGCCCAGGAAUGUUUCUGGCAAAAGGCUGUGAAAGAUGGCCUGAAAGAUGCCUCAAUUGCACGGCUGUCUGCGAAGGCCUCUGACUACUACGCCAAUGCUGGGGGUUACGCUGUGAAAUCUAAUGCUAUAAGCACUGACUGGAUACAUCAUAUGACAGCGAAACAUCACCAUUUUGCUGCUGCUGCUCAGUACAGGCAAUCACUCGAUUGUUUAGAAAAGAGAAAGUACGGUGAGGAAGUUGCACGGCUGAGAGAUAGCCUCAUAUGUGUCAAUGAAGCACUGAAAGAAAGAAAAUGGAUCAAUAAAGUGGUUCUAAAUGACCUCAACGGGUUAAAAGCUCGAGUCAGCGAGGACCUGAAGAGGGCCGAAAAGGACAACGACAUGAUAUACCUAGAUCAUGUUCCUCCUAAAUCAGAGCUUAAGCUCCUGGACAGGGCUAAUAUGGUUGCCGCUAAAGCUCCUAUUGAAGUGACGAAUGGGCUAUCUAUGAUUGGGGAUAAAGCACCUCUUGGCCGUGCCCUAUUUGCGAAGCUGGUGCCUUACGCUGUGCAUGUCGCAGCCAGUAUUUAUGCUGACCGUAGAGAUCGUCGGGUCAAUGAGACCAUUGGGGAACUAGAGUCAAUGACAACGAAACUCCGAGAUCUUCUACAAUCAUUAAACCUCCCAGGAUCCCUUCAGGCACUCGAAAAGCCCCUAGGCCUACCGCCUGCCUUGGUCUCUCACGCUGAAGAGAUUCGCCAACAAGACGGCCUCAACCGUAUUCUAACGUCCUUGGACGACACAUCAAAACUUAAGGCAACUGACAAAUCCACCUUCACCGAAGCAGUUGAGCUCUUAAAUGCGGAAAAAGAGGAGGACCAAAGGGCCCGGCUCAAAUAUGGUACAGAUAGGUGGACUCGGGAGACGUCUGAGAAGGCUGCUCCGAAUCUUUAUGCGCAGACUGCUGAGAUAGAGGGAUAUCUCUCAUCGGCCAAUACUAGCGAUAACUUCAUCCAACGGAAGCUAAACGAGCAUGGUCGAGUGCUCCAAGUGUUGGCCGGGACGAACAGAGACUUGGAAGCUUUUGUACCCAGCAGUCGACGACCAGUGCUCUCGUCCCAGGUAGGACGUGAAAUUAGUCGACUACGGACCGCAUUGAACGAAGUCAGCCGACUUGAAAACCGCCGAAAACAUUUAAUUGAGGAGUUGAGAGAGACAUCUCAAGCAGAUAAUAUCAACUCUGCACUCCUUGAAGAAACAGGACGCCUAGAACGUGAAUUUCCCAUGCAAAAGAUCCAACCAAGUCAGUUUGAAGGACUGUUCGAGGAACACCUGCGCCGCUAUGACAGUGAUCGCAACAUGCUUUCUGAAGAACAGAAGAAACAAGACGAACUGGAAGCGCAGCUGCGAGAUGCUAAUAAGGCAUUUACAACUGCACGCAAGGGCGACUCUUCAACAAAGGAAAGGGAAAAGGCUCUACAAGAUCUAGAGGUUGGAUAUCUGAAGUAUAAAGAGAUCAUAUCGAACAUUGACACAGGGAGAAAGUUUUACAAUGAUCUGGCUAGGAUCGUGGGCCGGUUUAGGGAGGACUGCAAGAAAUUCGUAAAUCAGCGGAGGCUAGAGGCCAGUCGUAUGGAAACAGACAUUGCAAACACAACAGCCAUGGCGGCGAUGAACAUCGCCCAUUCACCCACAUCACCACAAAUCCCAGCUCAACACCAGCAACAUCAGGCAUAUCUAAACCCUGUAGAGCCACUCACAGCCCCCCAACCUACUAGGGCCAACGUCAUACCUCCACCAGCAACCAUGCCCUCAGCGGGCGGGGGUAUCUGGUCCCCCGAAGUAGGAAUCAAGUUUGCUCCGGCACCUGCACCAAAUGCACAUGUUGCUCCGUAUCCGGAGUCGAGAACUGUUGUAGAACCUUCGGCUUCGAGUUCUGGUAACAUGACCGGUGCAGGGGCAGCAGGGGUGUCGAAACCUGGACAUUGGGAUCCAACGAGGGGUUUGAGGUUUUCGUAG